Zygosaccharomyces rouxii is the source of this 1707-nucleotide messenger RNA. RefSeq names its product serine C-palmitoyltransferase LCB2 (gene LCB2). Gene Ontology annotation, biological process: ceramide biosynthetic process; sphingosine biosynthetic process. Gene Ontology annotation, cellular component: serine palmitoyltransferase complex. Gene Ontology annotation, molecular function: pyridoxal phosphate binding; serine C-palmitoyltransferase activity. The coding region runs from base 1 to 1707 and encodes 568 amino acids. The transcript has a single exon. The record is from RefSeq and is a predicted model, not a curated record. Lineage: Eukaryota; Fungi; Ascomycota; Saccharomycetes; Saccharomycetales; Saccharomycetaceae.
AUGAGCGAUGCUAAAGUAGAAGGGCCUACUGGAAGCACAAGAGUUCCUCUGUUUGUUCCUGAGAAUUUGCCAGCUGAUGUGAAAAAAGAGAAUGAAUACGGUACGUUGACAUCAAAGGAACAUCUUCACCAGACGAAAUCGCUUAAUGGUAAACCAAUGGAGCCACCAAUUAUGGAUACACCACCAUACUAUAUUUCUCUUAUAACGUAUCUUAAUUAUUUGAUUGUUAUUAUCUUUGGCCACAUGCACGAUUUUCUGGGUAUGACUUUUCAAAAGGAUAGUCAUCAAGAUGUCAUGGAAAAAGAUGGAUGGGCACCAUGGUAUUCAAAAUUUGAAUCUUUCUUUUCAAGAAGAAUGAAAAAGAAGAUUGAUGAUUGUUUCUCGAGACCUACAACUGGUGUUCCUGGUAGAUUUAUUCGUUGUAUCGACAGAAUUUCUCAUGAGGAGAACAAAUACUUUACCUACCCAGGUACCACCUCUAUGUGCCUAAAUUUGUCUUCAUACAAUUAUUUGGGAUUCGCCCAAAGUGAAGGUCAAUGUACUACUACUGCUUUGCAAAGUGUGGAUAAAUACGGUAUCCAUAGUGGUGGACCACGUACUCAAAUUGGUACCACUGAUUUACAUUUAGAUGCUGAAAGGUUAAUUGCAUCUUUUCUAGGUAAACAGGAUGCAGUAAUCUUUUCCAUGGGGUAUGGUACCAAUGCUAAUUUUUUCAAUGCCUUCUUGGAUUCCAAAUGUCUUGUCAUUUCAGAUGAGUUGAACCAUGCUUCCAUCAGAACUGGUGUUAGACUUUCAGGUGCAGCAGUGAGAACCUUUGCACACAACGAUAUGGUCGGUUUGGAGAAAUUGAUUAGGGAACAAAUUGUUUUGGGCCAACCAAAGACUAACCGCCCGUGGAAGAAAAUUCUAAUCUGUGUCGAAGGACUUUAUUCAAUGGAAGGUACUCUUUGUAGCUUACCAGAAGUGGUGGAAUUGAAGAAAAAAUACAAAUGUUACUUAUUUGUUGAUGAAGCUCAUUCUGUAGGUGCUAUGGGACCAACAGGUCGUGGUGUAUGUGAUUUAUUUGGUGUUGACCCAAAUGACGUUGAUUUCCUAAUGGGAACUUUAACAAAGUCAUUCGGUGCAGCUGGUGGUUACAUUGCAUCAAAUAAAUGGGUUAUCGAUAGACUAAGAUUAGAUUUAACCACUUCCAAUUAUGCAGAACCAACACCUGCACCUGUUCUAGCACAAAUUAUUGCAUCUUUGAAAACCAUAAAAGGUGAACUAGCACCUGGUGAAGGUAAGGAAAGAUUACAAAGAAUUGCGUUCAAUUCACGUUAUCUGCGGUUAGGUCUACAAAGAUUAGGAUUUAUCGUUUACGGGGCUCCUGAUUCUCCUGUUAUCCCAUUAUUAUUAUACUGUCCAACAAAGAUGCCUGCAUUUUCAAGAAUGAUGCUUCAAAGAAAAAUCGCUGUUGUUGUUGUUGCAUAUCCAGCAACACCUCUGAUCGAAUCAAGAGUGCGGUUUUGCGUAUCUUCAUCAUUGACAAAGGACGAUUUGGACUAUUUGUUACGUCAUGUUAGUGAGAUUGGUGAUAUGCUUUUCUUAAAAGCUAGUUCAGGUGCCGCUAGUGUACCACAAGAUGGUAGACCUCCAAGAUGGGAUGUAGAGGACGUCAUUGCUCGUACCGCAGAGGAUUGUAAGAAUGACAAUUUUUUCUUAACUUAG